Messenger RNA from Linum tenue, 274 nucleotides. The record is from the annotation of a GenBank genome assembly. NCBI's taxonomy places the organism in Eukaryota, Viridiplantae, Streptophyta, Magnoliopsida, Malpighiales, Linaceae.
GUUGUAUAGAAAAUGUGAAAUCUGAGUACGUUUCCGACGUUGCAGCUGUGAUGGAGUUCAAUUACUCAUUUACUCAAGGAGACUUCGUUGCCAAGGCAUCUAAUCCAUGAUCAACCGAGACUGCCUGAGAAGAACAGUUGGAGAAUACAAGCUACCGAUUCUAUUCGCUGGAAGGUACUGCAAUCAGACAUUGGAGCUAUAUAGCAUCAAUGAGAUCUUGAAACAAAUACUUGCAGUUGCUUAUAGAAACAAUGUCCUCUGGAAGGGGUUUUUU